Paramuricea clavata is the source of this 711-nucleotide messenger RNA. The record is from the annotation of a GenBank genome assembly. Lineage: Eukaryota; Metazoa; Cnidaria; Anthozoa; Malacalcyonacea; Plexauridae.
AUGUCAACGGACAGUAUCGAUGAUUGCUGGCUGAAAUGGAAAAAAUUGUUUCUUGACGCUGUGGGUAAAUUUGUUCCAACAAGGACCAUCAAAGACAAAAAAUGUCCGCCUUGGAUUGACGGAGAAGUUCGCCAUUUCAUAAGAAAGAAAUACGAUGCUUUGAGAAAAUUUCGGAAGGACAGAUCUGAUAUCCGCAAACAAAACCUGCGCGAACUAAGUCAAAAAGUGAAAUAUUUGAUAAGGGCAAAGCACCGCGAGUAUCUCAAGAAAAUUGAAGGUUCUUUCAAGGACAAUCCAAAAUUAUUUUGGAGUUACCACAAGGCUAUCUUACACCACCAUGGAAAGUCAACUUCGAAAAUAACACAUAAUGACAAAACAGCAACUACACCAGCUGGUAAGGCAGAACUGUUCAAUUCAUAUUUCUCUUCUGUAUUUCGUCCUCCCUCUUCGCAACAAGAUAUCGACAAUAGGAAUUUACUAGAUUAUCCUCCACCCGAAGUACUGUUAUCCGAACUCACUGUGACAGUCGAAGAUGUUACAAAUUAUCUCAAUGCUCUGGACAUCACGAAAGCAAGUGGGCCCGACGAAAUCCCUGCUCGUCUCCUUAAAACUUGUAGCAAUGAAAUCGCGCCAAGCCUCUGCUCCCUCUUCAACCGAUCGCUAGAAACAGCUCGUUUACCGUCGGAAUGGAAAAUGGCCAAUAUAACUUCA